UGAAUGGAACGAGAAGCAGAUCCUCCAUCUUAAGCACUGAUGAAGGUGAAGGCAUAGAGGAGUAAGAAGCCCAGCACAGGGAUGACCUUGACCGGGAGUUGUUAGCAACUUGGCAGAGAACAAUGAGAAGUGUAUUUGAGAAAGGUGAAUCCAGAUGAGCUGGGAUGCAAGCGUGAGGAAACAGAAUUGGAAGCAGAAGAGCUGGGACUCAGACCAACACUCUGAUAUGGAAUUGCAAGUGGUGAAUGAACAGCCUGUUCUACACAGUGGGCUCCUGAUUUGUCCCAGCUCCUUGGAAUCACCAACACACAUGCCUUCUCUUCCUCCCGACUACUUCUCGUGGAAUCUGACCUGGACAAUGAAAGAUUCCUUCCCUUUCCUGUCUCAUCGAAGCCGAUAUGGUUUGGAGUGCAGCUUUGAUUUCCCCUGCGAGCUGGAGUACUUCCCUCCCCUGCAUGACCGCGGGAACCAGAGCUGGUCGUGGCGCCGUGUACCACCUGAGGAGGCAUCCCAGAUGGACUUUCUGGAUGGACCCGAGGCAGAGCGCGCCAAGGACAUGCCCAGAGGCUCCUUCCUCCUCCUCAACACCUCAGCUGAAUCCAAGCACACCAUCCUGAGCCCCUGGAUGAGAAGCAGCAGUGAGCACUGCACGCUGGCCGUCUCGGUACACAGGCACCUACAGCCCACAGGGAGGUAUGUGGCCCAGCUGCUGCCCCACAACGAGCCUGGAAGAGAGAUCCUCCUGGUGCCCACUCCAGGGAAGCAUGGCUGGACCGUGCUGCAGGGAAGAGUCGGGCGCCCAGAGCACCCAUUCCGAGUGGCCCUGGAAUACAUCUCCAGCGGGAACCGAAGCCUGUCUGCAGUGGACUUCUUCGCCCUGAAGAAUUGCAGUGAAGGAACGUCCCCGGGCUCCAAGAUGGCGUUACAGAGUUCCUUCACUUGUUGGAAUGCGACAGUACUCCGGCUCGGGCAGGCCUGUGACUUCCACCAGGACUGCUCCCAGAGAGAAGACGAGGGCCACCUGUGCAGUAAACUCCCUACUGGCUUUUACUGCAACUUUGAAGAUGGGUUGUGUGGCUGGACCCAAGACACACUCUCCUCCCAGGGACCUCGGUGGCAGGUCAGGACCAUGAAGGAUGCCCGGUCCCAGGGCCACCAAGAUCAUGCCCUGCUGCUCAGCACCACCGAGGUCGCCACAUCUGAGAGCGCUACCGUGACCAGUGCUACAUUCCCAGCACCAAUGAAGAAUUCUCCAUGUGAGCUCCGAAUGGCCUGGCUCGUCCGCGGAGUCCUGAGGGGAAACGUGUCCUUGCUGCUAGUGGAGAACAAGACCGGGAAGGAACAAAGCAGGAUGCUCUGGCAUGUUCCUCCCAGCAAUGGCCUGAGCCUGUGGCAGUGGGUAGUGUUACCACUCCUCGACGUGUCUGACAGGUUCUGGCUCCAAAUGGUCGCGUGGUGGGGACAAGGAUCCAGAGCCACAGUGGCCUUCGACAACAUCUCCAUCAGCUUGGACUGCUACCUCACCAUCAGCGGAGAAGACAAAAUGCCACCGAAUGCAGAGCCCAAGUCAAGAAAUCUGUUUGAGGGGAUCUCAAACAAGGACUUGAAACCCAGAGAACCUACACCUGGGACCCCCACCUUUGACCCUACAGUUCACUGGCUGUUCACCACGUGCGGGGCCAGCGGACCUCAUGGCCCCACGCAGGCCCAGUGCAACAACGCCUAUCAGAACUCCAACCAGAGUGUGGUGGUGGGAAGCGAAGGCCCCCUGAAAGGCAUCCAGAUCUGGACAGUGCCGGCCACCGACACUUACAGCAUUUCAGGCUAUGGAGCCGCUGGCGGCAAAGGCGGAAAGAACACCAUGAUGCGGUCCCAUGGUGUGUCUGUGCUGGGCAUCUUCAACUUGGAGAAGGACGACACGCUCUACAUACUGGUCGGGCAGCAGGGCGAGGAUGCCUGUCCCAGCACAAACCAGUUAAUUCAGAAAGUCUGCAUCGGUGAGAACAAGGUGAUCGAGGAGGAGAUCCGUGUGAACAGAAGUGUGCACGAGUGGGCAGGAGGAGGCGGCGGAGGUGGAGGAGCCACCUAUGUCUUUAAGAUGAAGGAUGGAGUGCCCGUGCCGCUGAUCAUUGCGGCUGGCGGUGGCGGCAGAGCCUAUGGGGCCAAGACGGACACAUUCCACCCGGAGAGGCUCGAGAACAACUCCUCGGUCCUGGGGCUAAACGGCAAUUCCGGAGCCGCAGGUGGCGGAGGUGGCUGGAGUGAUAACACUUCCUUGCUCUGGGCCGGAAAGUCUUUGCUGGAGGGUGCCACCGGAGGACAUUCCUGCCCCCAGGCCAUGAAGAAGUGGGGGCGGCAACGCAGCCUCAAACAAUUGAUGGAGGGCCAUGGGGAAGUGAAUAUUAAGCAUUAUCUAAACUGCAGUCACUGUGAGAUAGACGAGUGUCACAUGGACCCCGAGACUCACAAGGUCAUCUGCUUCUGCGACCAUGGAACGGUGCUGGCCCAGGAUGGUGUCUCCUGCAUUGUGUCGCCCACCCCAGAGCCCCAUCUGCCGCUCUCACUGAUCCUCUCUGUGGUCACCUCUGCUCUAGUGGCCGCCCUUGUCCUGGCUUUCUCUGGCAUCAUGAUUGUGUACCGUCGCAAGCACCAGGAGCUGCAGGCCAUGCAGCUGGAGCUGCAGAGCCCUGAGUACAAGCUGAGCAAGCUCCGCACCUCGACCAUCAUGACCGACUACAACCCUAACUACUGCUUCGCCGGCAAGACCUCCUCCAUCAGUGACCUGAAGGAGGUGCCACGGAAGAACAUCACCCUCAUCCGGGGUCUGGGCCAUGGUGCCUUUGGGGAAGUAUAUGAAGGCCAGGUGUCUGGGAUGCCCAACGACCCAAGCCCCCUGCAAGUGGCUGUCAAGACCCUGCCGGAGGUGUGUUCUGAACAGGACGAGCUGGAUUUCCUCAUGGAGGCCUUGAUCAUCAGCAAAUUCAACCACCAGAACAUUGUGCGCUGCAUCGGAGUCAGUCUACAAGCCCUACCCCGCUUCAUCCUGCUGGAGCUCAUGGCAGGAGGAGACCUCAAGUCUUUCCUCCGGGAGACCCGGCCUCGUCCGAAUCAGCCCUCCUCUUUGGCCAUGCUGGACCUGCUGCAUGUAGCUCGGGACAUUGCCUGUGGCUGUCAGUACCUAGAGGAAAACCACUUCAUCCACCGGGACAUUGCUGCCAGGAACUGCCUCUUGACCUGUCCGGGCACGGGAAGGGUGGCUAAGAUUGGAGACUUUGGCAUGGCACGAGACAUCUACAGAGCAAGCUACUACAGAAAGGGUGGGUGUGCCAUGCUGCCAGUUAAGUGGAUGCCCCCAGAGGCCUUCAUGGAAGGAAUAUUUACUUCCAAAACAGACACCUGGUCCUUCGGAGUGCUGCUGUGGGAAAUCUUCUCCCUCGGAUACAUGCCGUACCCCAGCAAAAGCAACCAGGAGGUCCUGGAGUUUGUCACCAGUGGAGGCCGGAUGGACCCGCCCAAGAACUGCCCCGGGCCUGUAUACCGGAUAAUGACUCAAUGCUGGCAGCAUCAACCUGAAGACAGGCCCAACUUUGCCAUCAUCUUGGAGAGGAUUGAAUACUGCACCCAGGACCCUGAUGUGAUCAACACCGCCCUGCCCAUUGAAUACGGGCCCCUGGUGGAAGAGGAAGAAAAGGUGCCCAUGCGGCCCAAGGACCCCGAGGGCGUCCCUCCACUGCUGGUGUCUCCAGCCCAGGCCACGCGGGAGGAGGUGCCCGCCCCAGCCGCGCCACCUGCUCUGCCGGCCACUUCCUCAGGUAGAGUCGCCAAGAAACCCGCAGUGGCCGAGGUCCCCGCCCGAGGCCCUAGAGGGUCAGCCAUGGAGGGGGGACACGUGAACAUGGCCUUCGCCCAGUCUACCGUGCCGUCAGAGCUGCCCAAGGGCCAGGCGUCCAGAAACAAGCCGACCAGCCUGUGGAACCCGACCUACGGCUCAUGGUUUACCGAGAAACCCGCCAGAAAGAACAAUGCCCUGGCCAAGAAGGAGCCGCAGGACCGGGGGCACCCGGGGCAGGAGGGAAGCUGUACUGUCCCGCCGGGCGGUGGUGGCAGCGGCGGUGUAGCCCCCGGCCGCCUCCCGGGGGGCUCCCUGCUCCUGGAGCCGGCGGCGCUGACUGCCAGCAUGAAGGAGGUGCCGCUGUUCAGGCUGCGCCACUUCCCGUGCGGGAAUGUCAACUACGGCUACCAGCAGCAGGGCUUGCCGCUCGAGGCCGCCGCUGGCCCGGGGGCCGGCCGCUACGAGGACCCGAUGCUGAAAGCCAAGGGUAGCGGCAAGCAGCCUGGGCCCUGAGCCCACCCGCCCUGCACCACUGCUGUCUCGCUCUCUCGCGCGCUCUCUCUCUCUCUCUCUCUCCCCCCUCUCCCUUGGGCGCCCCCCAGCCCAGCCGAGCAGGGAGGGGACAGACACACAAAUCCUCCACCCAAAGACCAGACAGUCACUUUCCAUUUCGUGCCAACUUGUUCUCAAGUGCCACAUCCAACGCUGUAUUCUCGAGAUGCUUAAGAAAAGUUGGAGCAUGGGUCCAUCUCUCCUAAGUCGUUCCUUCAUUUGGAAAGAGAACAGAACGGCCAGCCCCGGAUCCGGUUGCCCGAGGCUUCCAUGCAUGGUUGUUGUUCACCCCGCUAUGCUGCUUCCAAACUGUGUGUGUGCUCAGCUUCAAUGUAGUCCCAAUUAGCUGCUUUCUUCUGUGUUCCAUAGCUGGAGUCUUAGCUGUCACCUUC
Ochotona princeps (American pika) is the source of this 4776-nucleotide messenger RNA. It is a transcript of the gene ALK, whose product is annotated as ALK receptor tyrosine kinase. NCBI's taxonomy places the organism in Eukaryota, Metazoa, Chordata, Mammalia, Lagomorpha, Ochotonidae. Gene Ontology annotation, molecular function: transmembrane receptor protein tyrosine kinase activity; ATP binding. Gene Ontology annotation, biological process: regulation of cell population proliferation; protein phosphorylation; multicellular organism development. Gene Ontology annotation, cellular component: membrane; signaling receptor complex. The record is from RefSeq and is a predicted model, not a curated record. The transcript has 30 exons. The coding region runs from base 155 to 4345 and encodes 1396 amino acids.